Rhagoletis zephyria (snowberry fruit fly) is the source of this 755-nucleotide messenger RNA. The record is from RefSeq and is a predicted model, not a curated record. NCBI's taxonomy places the organism in Eukaryota, Metazoa, Arthropoda, Insecta, Diptera, Tephritidae.
CCUUUUCGCUUACCAUCAACUUUGACAUCAACAUUGAGGGCAACAAAAAGGGCGGCGGCGGCGGCAGCGGAAGCGGAGGUUACGGCAGCGGCUACGACAGUGGCUACGAGGGCGGCUAUGAAGGAAAAGGUUACAGUUAUGGUGGCUACAAGAAGCAGCCGUACAAGCCAAGCAGUUACUACCCGCAAAAACGGAUGCCGUACAUGAAACCGCAGUACGGUGGUUACAGUGGCAAUUACCACCGCGACCAUUAUCCUCCUCAAACUUCCACCUACGGCUACGGCUCCUACGGACCGAGGAAUUACUACCAACGAGAGUACUCACACGAGUACAUGCCCAAGUACAAGAGAAUCGAGAAGGGCGCAGUGCACAUCGUGGGCGAGGUGCGCGGCCUGACGCCGGGCAAGCACGGUUUUCACGUCCACCAGUUCGGCGACACCUCGGACGGCUGCACCAGCAUGGGCCCGCACUACAACCCCGCCGGACACAGCCACGGGGCGCCCGGAGACGCCGCCCGACACGUCGGCGACCUGGGCAACAUCGAGGCGGACAGCAAGGGCGUCGCCCGGGUUGACCUUUGGGACAGCAUGGUCACGCUGAAGGGCGAGCACUCCAUUGUCGGCCGAGGGGUGGUGAUUCACGGCGGCGUCGACGACCUGGGCACCGGGAAGGAGGGCAAGGCGGCGGAGAGCAAAAAGACGGGCAACGCUGGCCCUCGAGUCGGCUGUGCGCCCAUUGCCUUUGCCAAGGUGUAG